AUGUCUAUCCCAACAACAGCCAUCGUCGCCCGCACCCCGGGCCCCAACGGACCAAACUGGGCCCUCGAGCAAGUGGAGACAGUAUCUUCCUGCGGCGCCGACGAGGUCCUCGUCGAGAUGGUCGCCACGGGGGUAUGUCACACCGAUAUGGUGCUUUCCAGUGUGCCUGACGGGAUGAUGGGGGUUCAUUAUCCGAAGGUUGUGGGGCAUGAAGGAGCAGGCUACAUCCGCGCCAUCAACCCCUCCACCAAAUCAGUCUCCAUCGGCGACCCCGUCCUCCUCAGCUUCAAAUCAUGCAGUUCCUGCACGCAAUGCCGCCGCCGUCACCCCGCCCACUGCGAUCACUUCAACCUGUUGAACCUGACCGGCAAAGAGAGAAGCUUCCUGUCUCAGACUACAGCAGCAGGGCGAAACGAAAAAGAAAGCAUCUGGGGCUCCUUCUUCGGACAGUCGAGCUAUGCCAAGCUCAGCAUCGUGCACGAGUCCUGCCUCGUCAACGUCAAAGACGUCCUCGGGGGCCCAGGCGAUUUAGCGACUUUCGCGCCUAUGGGAUGCAGUUUUCAGACGGGGGUGGGGGCAGUGAGGAAUGUUGCUGCUGCUGGGGAGGAUGAUGUGGUGCUUGUUAUGGGGUUGGGGGGUGUGGGGAUGGCUAGUGUUAUGGCCGCCAAACUCAACAACUGCCAAACAAUCAUCGCCCUCGACCAACAAGAGCGACGACUCCAGCUUGCCCGUUCCUUCGGCGCAACACACACCAUCAACACUGCCUCCUCCCCAGCUGGUGGUGAAUUUGACUUCGCACAAGCAGUCAAAGCCAUAUGUCCCGACGGACCGUCCGUCGUCAUCGACACGACAGGCGUGCCGAAGCUAAUCGAGGCAGGACUGGCGACUGCUUGUGCGCGCGGCAAGUUGGUCUUGAUUGGGGCAACGCCGUUGGGGUAUACUUUGGAUCUUAUGGGGAUGGAGUAUAUCGCUUCUGGGAAAUCUGUGAUUGGGUGCGUUGAGGGGGAUUCUGUUCCAAAGGAGGCAAUCAUUGAGAUGAUCAAAUGGUUCUACGAGGGCCGGUUUCCAAUUGACAAGCUGAAUACGUAUAUUCCGAUCAAGGAAUAUCAAAAGGCACUGGCGGGUCUGGCCUCCGGAGAAAUCAUCAAAGCCGUGCUUCUCUGGGACAAGGAAUCACCCGCGGACUUUUCGUUGACAGUGUCGCCAGAGACGAAACACAUUAAGCAUGCUCGAGGCUUGCCUACCAGUCGUAUAUAACAUUCUAUAGCUCGUACAACCUAGCGGGGUGCAG
This is a messenger RNA of Aspergillus candidus, 1291 nucleotides long. RefSeq names its product NAD(P)-dependent alcohol dehydrogenase. Lineage: Eukaryota; Fungi; Ascomycota; Eurotiomycetes; Eurotiales; Aspergillaceae. Bases 1 to 1257 code for a protein of 418 amino acids. Gene Ontology annotation, molecular function: oxidoreductase activity. The record is from RefSeq and is a predicted model, not a curated record. The transcript is spliced from 6 exons.